This is a messenger RNA of Centropristis striata (black sea bass), 6476 nucleotides long. RefSeq names its product protein unc-13 homolog B-like. Gene Ontology annotation, molecular function: calmodulin binding; calcium ion binding; syntaxin-1 binding. NCBI's taxonomy places the organism in Eukaryota, Metazoa, Chordata, Actinopteri, Perciformes, Serranidae. The record is from RefSeq and is a predicted model, not a curated record. The transcript is spliced from 42 exons. Gene Ontology annotation, cellular component: presynaptic active zone cytoplasmic component; presynaptic membrane; neuromuscular junction. Gene Ontology annotation, biological process: synaptic vesicle maturation; dense core granule priming; neuromuscular junction development. The coding region runs from base 320 to 5119 and encodes 1599 amino acids.
CAGAUUCCUACAUUCACUGCAGCCCUUGAACGCAGCAUAAGAGCCGCCCCGCUCUACCGGAUUUCAGCCGGUAGUUAGUCGGUGUUUGCCAGUGACAGGCAUCCCUUUAAACCCUCAGGACCCCGUGGAUUGUCCACCUUUGUCAUCACAUGUGUUCAGUUUUUGGGGACACGGUGCGAUGAAGCGGAAAGAAAGCGGCAUUUAGGAGCAGCGGUCUGAAUGAGUGUGAAGGAGUGCCGUGCAACAGGCAACUGGGCUGCAAACUCACUGAACAAGGCUCAUCGGCUUUGGAGGAACUGUUGCGCGAAAUCCCGCUGCGAUGUCCCUGCUGUGUGUCAGAGUGAAAAAAGCCAAACUACACGGGCCUCCAGACAAGUUCAACGCCUACGUGACUCUGAAGGUGCAGAAUGUGAAGAGCACCACCAUCACGGUCCGAGGGGACCAGCCAUGUUGGGAACAAGACUUCAUGUUUGAGAUCAACCACCUGGAGUCGGGUCUGGUGGUGGAGCUGUGGAAUAAAGGUUUGAUCUGGGACACGAUGAUCGGCACGUCGCUGAUACCGCUGGAAACCAUCCGACAGUCUGAUGAGGAGGGGCCAGGGAAGUGGACGUCUCUUGACUCGGAGGUGUUGAUGAGGGAGGAUGAGAUCUGUGGGACCUCCAACCCGACUCCACACCAAGUGCUGCUGGACACACGAUUUGAGCUGCCGUUUGAUAUCCCAGACGACGAGGCUCAGUACUGGACCAGUAAACUGGAGCGGAUUAACACUAUGCGGAUACAUGACGAGUAUCCGCUACAAGAAGAGGUCCAAAGAAGAAGAAUGGCAUCAGUGCCCUCUCAGUGCUGCAGUUGGAGUUAUUUUGGAUGGAAUGACCAGCAGACUUUUGAUGACCAUGACAGUGCAGUGGAUGACCGUGACAGUGAUUAUCGCAGCGAAACUGGCAACAGACCUCCACGGUUCUACAACACCUCGCAGACAAACUCCUCAGUGCACCAGUACCCUAUAGGACGCAGGGUCCAGCAUCAGACCCUGUCCAGAGAGUCCGACUCUAUACAAAGCUACGAGCUUGACUAUAGAGAAAUGAGGGGGCCCAGUCCACCGGACAGCAGCCGCUUUGAUUCAUCAGGGAACCUCAGCCCUGCCAGCUCCCAGCUCAGCUCUGAGCCCGAGGAGCGCCGAGAUCCAGAGAGUCGCCACCCGAGCGCCCUGCGCUCCCUUCGCAAUAGCCAGAAGUCGACCUGGGAUGAGGAAGAGGAGGAGGAGGAAGAGGAGGUUGAGAAAGAACUACACCCGCUGCCAGAGCCUGGUUCCAACAAAGAACUGAAGGACUCUUUGGUCAUCCUGCCCAAACCGGUCUACGACAACCUUGAUAACAAGACUCAGUCUAAAAUCUGUUUCUUUGAGGAUGGCCCUCCACCGUGCUCACCAUCCAAAGUUCGCUGGCUGAAAGCGUACAACAAAGUGAGAGUGCAGCUGCUCGAGAGCCGAGAUCAAGAGGGCGACCCCAGCAAGCACCCAUGGGCCAAACCAGGGGGAAACACACCGUUUGGCAUCGACAGCAUGCCAGACCUCCGUAAGAGGAGGCCCAUUCCCCUCGUUAGUGAACUGGCUAUGACUAUGAUACAGUCCAGGAAAGCUGGACUCGCCCAAACACUGGCCACACGGACCUCCCUGAAAGACGAAGAGCUUAAAAACCACGUUUACAAGAAGACCCUGCAGGCUCUGAUCUACCCCAUCUCCUGCACAACGCCACACAAUUUCGAGGUGUGGACAGCGACCACGCCCACCUACUGCUACGAGUGCGAGGGUCUGCUGUGGGGCAUCGCCCGGCAGGGUAUGCGCUGUGCAGAGUGCGGCGUCAAAGUGCACGAGAAAUGCCAAGAACUGCUGAACGCAGACUGCCUGCAGAGGGCGGCCGAGAAGAGCUCCAAGACCGGGGCGGAGGACCGCACGCAGCACAUCAUCAUGGCCAUGAAGGACAGGAUGAAGAUCCGCGAGAGGAACAAGCCGGAGAUCUUUGAGGAGAUCCGGAGGGUGUUCAACAUCACCAAGAUGAUCCACGUGCAGCACAUGAAGAGCAUCAAGCAGAGCGUCCUGGACGGCACCUCCAAGUGGUCGGCCAAGAUCACCAUCAACAUUGUGAGUGCACAGGGUCUGCAGGCCAAGGACAGAACGGGCUCCAGUGACCCGUACGUCACCAUCCAAGUCGGGAAGACCAAGAAGAGAACGAAGACCAUCUAUGGCAACCUGAACCCAGUCUGGGAGGAAAAGUUCAGCUUCGAGUGCCACAACUCGUCGGACCGCAUCAAGCUGCGAGUCUGGGACGAAGACGACGACAUCAAGUCGAGAGUGAAGCAGCGACUGAAGAGGGAGUCGGACGACUUCCUGGGUCAGAGCAUCAUCGAGGUCCGGACUCUGAGCGGAGAGAUGGACGUCUGGUACAACCUGGAAAAGAGAACAGACAAGUCAGCGGUGUCUGGUGCGAUCCGUCUGAUGAUCAGUGUGGAGAUCGAGGGAGAGGAGAAGGUGGCACCUUACCACGUUCAGUACACGUGCCUUCAUGAGAACAUGUUCCACUUCUCCACGGACAUCGAGGGCGGCGGCGUGGUGAAGAUCCCCGCCGCUCACGGAGACGACGCCUGGAAGGUUUACUACGACGAGGUGCAGCAAGACAUCGUGGACGAGUUCGCCAUGCGCUACGGCAUCGAGUCCAUCUACCAGGCCAUGACCCAUUUCUCCUGCCUCUCCUCUAAGUACAUGCUGUCGGGGGUGCCGGCGGUGAUGAGCACCCUGCUGGCCAACAUCAAUGCCUUCUACGCCCACCCCACCGCCUCCACCAACGUCUCUGCUCCUGCCAGAUUUGCAGCCUCCAACUUCGGGCGGGAUCGUUUUGUGAAGCUCCUCGAUCAGCUGCACAACUCCCUGCGUAUCGACCUCUCCAUGUACAGAAACAAUUUCCCAGCCAGCAGCAAGCCUCGCCUCAGCGACCUCAAGUCAACAGUGGAUCUUCUCACCAGCAUCACCUUCUUCAGGAUGAAGGUCUUGGAGCUGCAGAGUCCUCCCAGGGCCGCCAACGUGGUGCGGGACUGCGUCAAGGCCUGUCUCAACUCCACCUACGAGUACAUCUUCAACAACUGUCUCGAGCUCUUCAACCGCCAGUUCCAGCCCGCCGAGGAGAAGAAAGAGGAGACCCAGCAGGAGGAGCAGGGCCCGAGCAUCCAGAAUCUGGACUUUUGGCCGAAACUCAUCACGCUCAUCGUCUCCAUUAUUGAGGAGGACAAGAACUCGUACACACCCAUUAUUAACCAGUUUCCUCAGGAACUCGACGUGGGUAAAGUCAGCGCCGAGGUCAUUUGGAGGCUGUUUGCUCAGGACAUGAAAUAUGCCCUGGAGGAGCACGAGAAGCAUAAACUGUGUAAGACCGCCGACUACAUGAACCUGCACUUCAAGGUCAAGUGGCUUUACAACGAGUACGUUAAGGAUCUACCGGCCUUCACAGACACAGUACCUGAAUACCCAGCGUGGUUCCUCCAGUUCGUCCUGGCCUGGCUGGCUGAGAACGAGGAGGUGUCCAUGGAGUUCAUGCACGGAGCGCUGGAGAGAGACAAGAGAGAAGGGUUCCAGCAGACGUCUGAGCACGCUCUGUUCUCCAGCUCCGUGGUGGACAUCUUCACGCAGCUCAACCAGAGCUUCGAGAUCAUCAAGAAGCUGGACUGUCCCGACCCCGCCGUGGUCGGAAACUACAACCGACGCUUCGCCAAGACGAUCACCAAAGUGCUGCUGCAGUACUGUGCCCUGCUGGCCAAGAGCUUCCCCUCCUACUGUGAGAAGGAGAAGAUACCCUGUGUGCUGAUGAACAACAUCCAGCAGAUGAGGGUCCUGCUGGAGAAGAUGUUCGAGUCGAUGGGAGCAAAACAGCUGGAUACAGAGGCAGCUGACAUCCUCAACGACCUGCAGGUGAAGCUCAACACCUACCUGGACAACUUCAGCAUGGUGUUUGCAAAGAGUUUCCAGGCGCGUAUCAACGGCUGCAUGCGUCAGAUGGCUGAGAUCCUCUACCAGAUCAAAGGCCCGCCCAACCACAACACUGCAGAGGCAGAUGCUGACAACAUGCUGCGGCCCCUCAUGGAGUUCCUGGAUGGGAAUCUCAGUAUCUUUGCUGACAUCUGUGAGAAGACGGUGCUGAAGAGGAUCCUGAAGGAUCUGUGGAAGAUCGUGCUGAGCAGCCUGGAGAAGACCAUCGUCCUGCCUCAGAGCAACGACAGCCUGGGCGCUCAGCUCCUCACAGCAGCUAAAGGACUGUCCAACCUCAAGGGAGGAGGAGAAGCCAAAACUUUGACGCCCAAACAGUGUGUGAUCAUCGACGCGGGGCUGGAGACCAUCAAGCAAUACUUCCACGCAGGAGGAAACGGCCUGAAGAAAGCGUUUGUGGAGAAAAGUCCUGAGCUGGCUUCGCUGCGUUACGCUCUCUCCCUCUACUCCCAGAGCACCGACGCUCUCAUCAAGACCUUCGUCACCACACAGCACUCACAAGUGCAUGAUGGGAUGGGCAUCAGAAUCACCGGCAAUGAGAAGAUUCGACCUGACAGAGGCGCGGGGAUAGAGAAGCCCAUCGGAGAGGCCAUGCUGCAGGUCGACAUGAUGCUCGGGAAGGAGCGCAAAGUCGGCGUCAGAGUUAUCGCAGUGAACGACAUGAAGUGGCAGACCUCCGGGAUGUUCCGGCCUUUCGUUGACGUCUCCAUGAUCGGUCCCUUCCUGGCCGACAAGAAGCGCAAGUUCACCACGAAAUCCAAGAACAACAGCUGGUCCGCCAAGUUCAACGAGGCUUUCCAGUUCGUCCUGGGUAAAGAGUCCCCAGACUGCUACGAGCUCCAGGUGACGGUGAAGGACUACUGCUUCGGCCGGGCGGACCGGGUGGUGGGCAUGGCCGUGGUUCAGCUGCGCGACGUGGCCGACAGAAAGAGCUGCGUGUGCUGGUGUCCGCUCGGGCCGCGCAUCCAGACGGACGAGACGGGCCUGACGGUGAUGCGUAUCCUGUCCCAGCGGCCCGCCGACGAGGUGGCCAAGGAGUUCGUCAAGCUGAAAUCUGAAACUCGUCCGGUGGAGGAGGGCAGAUGAGCAGAGACUCGAGAUCAGAGACUUGAGGUGAAACUGACAUUGAUCACGGUCAGGGGUUCGAGUCUGCGGGGCUACGUGUCUGUUGUUUAUGAGCUCUUAUCAUCAUCUUCGUCAGUAAACACAGACCGUUACAGCCUCUGACGUAGAGGAGACCCUUCAAAAGACACAGUAGACAGAAGCAAGAUGACUCUGUGUCAGAGUUACGAAAAUAAAGAAAUUAAAGGGGCAAAUUUUGGAAAUCAAAAUGUUGCAAAAAAGGAACACAAAUAUCCUAACUAUGAGGCGGUGUAAGGAUUUUAUCACCAACUCUUGAGAUCUUCUACUUCUAAUUCUGAUGACGGAGUAUUUCAAUCGUCUGUAGCAAAACUAAGUCUGUCGUCUGUUGGCCAUCAGAGCGGCUAAUCCACAGCUUUUAACCAGACACAUUCACUGGAAUGAGUGGACUUAUGUCUAUCUGACAGUAUGAACACGUUUUAAAACCGAAUGGACCUGAGCAGUAGACUCUGCCUGCUUUACGUGACUGUUUAAUGAUGAUAAAUAACUAUGACGUGAGGUGAGGGCGAGUUGGAGGAAGUAAUCCCAGAUUCUUGAGCUGUUUGAGGCCUUUUGACUGCGAUCUUGUGACAUUGGUACCACGGUUGACUCUGGUAUCCCCAAACUGUUUCCCAAAAAGUCAUUAAUCAGUGUCACAAAAAUACAUUAAAACUAGAAGGGCAAUGUGAGAGCGCAGACCUCCACCAAGGCCAUGCUCGAUGUCAAAAUGUUGACAAAAGGGAAAAAUAAUUUGUGUAUCCGUGAUUCUAAUCCACUCCUAAAUGUAACGGGUUCUUCUUUGGCCCGUGCUUCACCCUUUCACCAAGUUUCAUGAAAAUCAAUCCGGUAGUUUUUCCACAAUCCUGCAAACAAACUGAAAUGAAAAUAUAACCUCCUUGGCGGAGAUAAUGAACAAAUACAACGUUUUUAAGAAAGAUUUUAUUUAACUGGAAACCUAUGAAGACUGUUUGGAACUUGAGCAAAAGAACAAAUAUGAAUCAGCUUAUUGGUUGCUUUUUUUUCAGCAAACAAGGCAAAAAAGAAUUAAGUGCAACACACAUCAGCUGCAUCACGUGUCACAUCUUACAGAUCAAUCCAGAAAGUGAAUGUUUUCAAAUUGCAGCGUUUCUGAAGAGAUUGUGCAUGUGAACGCUCAUUAGAAAAAUGUUUACUGAGGUUAAAAAAAAAAAAAAAAAUCAAGUGAGAAGUAGGGUAAUUUCCUCACAGACUUCUAUACAAUUGGACUUCUUUUUGCAGCCGGUCGAGUCGCCCCCUGCUGGCCAUGAGAAAGAAUGCAGGUUUAAGGCACUCCGGCAUUGGACAA